UGGAAGUACGUAUUGUGAAGAAUCAUUCUGCUGAAAAUAAAAGAAAGGAAAAACAGAGGAGAGUGAAUUUGUCUUCCUUCAAUUUGCAAUAUCUCAUCUCGAUCACAACUUGCAUUCAAUUUGCAGGCACCUUUAGAACAAUGCCAUUCGAAUGCCCAUUAAGCUAGCAAACCCAUCUUCUUCCUCACAACACCCAAAAAAGAUAUUUUGGCUUAACCACUCACAACUUGCCCUGCCCAUCAGAUGGUUUAUAUAAUGACAUACACAAACAGAAGAAAACCAAUUCCAAUCAAAUUCUUGGUUUACAGUUUUUCUCAAUCUUUGGAAAACCUCUCUUGACAAUUCCUCAUUUGCACACACACAAAAAAGACUGACCCUUUUGGCCCAGCCAUGAGCUGCUGUGACUGUGCCUCCAAACACUGCAAUGCAGAGGCCCCAAAACCCAAGAUCUUGGCUGUCAUUUUUGAUUUGGAUGGGACCCUUAUAGACACAGAGCGGGCUACAAGGGGGGUUUUCCAGGAAUUCUUGGCCAGGUAUGGGAAAGUUUUGGAUAAGGAAAGGGAAGAGAAGAAGAGUUUGGGGAUGACAUUGAAAGACUCGGCAACUUCUGUUGUUAAGGGCUAUGAUCUCCCAUUGACCCCUGAUCAGUUUAUCCAAGAAAUCAUCCCCAUGUAUCAAGAAAAGUGGUUGUACACGAAAGCUCUUCCUGGUGCUAAUCGCCUUAUCAAACAUUUCCAUGACCGUGGCGUGCCUAUAGCGCUUGCUUCGAACUCCUUACGAGAAUACAUAGAUGCAAAGAUCUCUCACCAUCGAGGUUGGAAAGAAAGGUUUUCGGUGAUUCUUGGCAGUGACCAGGUUAAAGCGGGGAAGCCCUCUCCAGAUUUAUUUGAAGAGGCAGCAAAGCAAAUGGGCGUGGAUGCAGUUCACUGCCUUGUGAUUGAAGACUCAGUGGUUGGUGUUAAAGCUGCCAAUGCUGCCCGAAUGGAGGUAGUGGCUGUUCCACCUCGUGGUGAAGCUACUUGUUCUUCCCUUGCAAAUACUGUUCUUCACUCGCUUUUGGAGUUUCAGCCUGAGCAUUGGGGUCUUCCUCCAUUUGAAGACUGGGUAGAUAAUGCACUGCCGAUUGAACCAAUUUAUUUCAGUGGUCUCAAUGUCAAUGGGUUUGUCAGUGAAGUCACAGAGGAUGGAAGAUCAACUCUCCCUGACCAAGUUUGGGGAGUUUUCUUUGGUUGGGCUGUAGCUGAUAUGGAGAAGACCUACAGAGUAGUGGUUGGAAUUGGAUUAGAUUACAGUUCCUGUUCUCCUAAUAAAAACAUUCAAAUAUACACAGUUGAUGGAAACAAUUGCUGUAUAUCUAAUCAGCAAAUGAAACUGCUGCUUGUCGGCUACAUCCGGGGAUCGAAUAAGGAAAUUACAUCCUUGGAUGCAGAAACACUCAAGGAAUGUAAGUCUAUUGCGAGUGCUUCAUUGGAUCUGCCAAUAUUUAGUCACCAUGGUUGCGUGCCUUUGUAUCCAGAACCUUUUUCUGUGGAAGACAUGAUUGGCUGUGAUGAGAUACAACAAUACUGAUUUGUUCAAGCUUUUCUUAUUACUCAGAUGAGAGGGAAGAAAGAAAAGUGAUUAUGUACCCUAUUAGAACUUUGAUGAUAAAUUUACACUGAUUUAAUGGUGGAAGUAAAGUGUUCUUCGCU
Messenger RNA from Prunus avium (sweet cherry), 1691 nucleotides. RefSeq names its product bifunctional riboflavin kinase/FMN phosphatase-like. Gene Ontology annotation, biological process: glycerol biosynthetic process; riboflavin biosynthetic process. Gene Ontology annotation, molecular function: riboflavin kinase activity; sn-glycerol 3-phosphatase activity. The record is from RefSeq and is a predicted model, not a curated record. NCBI's taxonomy places the organism in Eukaryota, Viridiplantae, Streptophyta, Magnoliopsida, Rosales, Rosaceae.